UAAUUAGUUAUAUUUUACGCUUUUAGAAUAUAAGAAGUGAACUGUCAGUAUUUGAACAGUGUGAUGUUUCAAUAUAAAUCGUUAUGGGAUCCAAACUUUUCAAUUUUGAGUCUACUCCGGGAAGUUAUUUGAUUUUAAAUAUUAACUUUUAUUAUAGUAGUUUCAUAUCAAAUAGCAGAUAAUAUCACCUCAUUUCCAUAACAAGAAUACUUGAUAUGUACUUUUAUGCGGAUUUUGAAAUGAAUCUUAAACAUCUUCGUGUUUUUUGUCGCUUUUCAGAACACUUUCUUGCUGAAAUCUGAUACGCAAGAGUUGAAAUGUACAAAAUGUUUCAUAUUGCUUAACAGGUAAUUUUGUCUCUAUAAUUAAGUUUUUUUCGAAAAAAGGACGUCACAUUGGAUAUGCAGCAAUCUGGUUGGAUUUCAAUACACAGCUAAGAUAGGAACCAGCUUGAAAAAUAGUCCGUCACUUCCAUAUAUGGAACCGUGUUUGUCACUUAUAUAAUACGGAUGUUUCUGCGUAUUCGUGCUUCAGGAUUUAUGUGUAUUUUAGGGAGAACCUUACAGGUAUAUAAUAAAAUCAUUUGUUGAGAAAACAACCUUUUAGGCAAGAUUACACAUUUGUAAUAAAGAAACGUUUGGAGAUAGUAUUUCAUUUAUAGAGGACAGUUAUAUUGUUAUACAGGAAUGGGGUUAUAUGGCCUAGAUGUAAUUGCAUUAUUAGCGUUGGUGGCAUUUAACUUUUCACUUUCUACAGGGAAUUGGCAUCCAUCAAGGCAAAAGAAAUUCAAAGGCAGUCUUGAACCGAGAGAUCCGGAUGUAUGUGUAACACAGAACAUCACCUUUACCAGUACCCUUCUGGAAGACCCAGUCGAGAGCCAUUCAAUUGGCUUUGGUGUAAAAAAUACAAGUACAGACGGUACAUACGUUGCAAUAGACGAUGCAAGAGUACAAAUUAUCAACCAGACAACAGCUCAAUUCACCGUGAACAAUGUAACCUUUGACACCACGGAUGUUAGGACAUCCUAUUAUUUUCAUGUAAGAAGUUAUUAUUGGGAACACUUUGCCAGUUUAGAUGACAGCUUGAUGCUUGGAGAGACCUCUAUGGCACGAGUUUUUCCGCUGGUCGAUGUGAAAGACUUUGCAUGCAUAGUGCAUAACUACACGAACAUGAUGUGUUCUUGGAAUUAUGGGGACAACUAUGGUGAAAAUAUGCCUGAAGUAAUAUUUAAAUGGAGAAUUCCAGCACAUUCUGCAUCAUGGAAUGACUGUAACAAGCUAAAUGUUGAGGAUGGUUUCUGCCAAUGGGAGGACGGAUACUUUAAAGACUCGAACCUCACUAUCAGCAUAAUUUUAGUGCAUAAAUGUAGCAUAAAUGUCACAUCAAUUUUUUAUGAAGACACGACGAAAAUAGUGAAACCAAGUCCAGUCUCCAAUAUGUCAGCUACUGUGUAUAGCAGUAAGUGUGUCCAUGUGUCUUGGGAGACAUCAACAUUGUAUGAGUUCGAUCAGGAAAUUGUUGUUUCCAGUAAAUAUGACACACAAGAGAUAAAGUUCAACACUUUCCUGGGACGUAAUCGAACAAUCUGCACUCUACAUCCCUUCACAAUGUAUAAUUUCAGUGUAAGAGUAAGGCCAACAGGGAGGUAUGCGGGGUACUGGAGCGAGCCAAGGAAUGCCGAAGUUGUAACGUAUUCUGACGUACCUAGUGCGAGUCCUAGAACCGUUGAAGGGGGUUACUGGUUCAAUCGUAUGGAGUGUGAAGGAAUUAAUCUGACAAGACAUGUUUGUGUAUUUUGGACACAAAUCAAAAAGGAGGAAGAAAACGGUCCGAUGACAAGUGUCCAGGGUUUAUUCCGUAGCAAAGGGAAACAAAGACAAGUAGACUGGCCAAGCAACUCAACAUACGGGUGCUCUGAGUUGAUGUGCAACACAACCUAUGACGUCAUCAUCCAAGCCAAAAAUGUCAACGGUACUUCUAAACUAAGCUCAACCCUGAAAAUACCCAGCUACAGACGAGAUCUUGCACCUCCGCAGUUUAUAGUCGAGUCAAUCAAUAUGUCCGAUGUUUACAUCAGUUUGGAAAAGGAUCAAACUUUCACCGGCGGGUUCACGGUGGCUUGGUGCCGUAAUAAAAAUGGCCAAUGUGAACCAACUCAAGAGGUACGCUGGGAACGUGUAUUGUCUAACACUUCGCAAAUUAUCUUACCAAAUCAUUCGUCUGCGCACGAUUUUUUGUAUGGUGUAAGUGGGAGCACAGAGACCGGAAGAACUGGAGUUGUAUGGCAAGGCUGUGUGUACAAUGGGCAGGCUGUUCCAAAACGAGAACCUAAGAAUGUGCAGGUGUCGAGGGGAUCCGAGGAUAACACCUUGUUGGUCACGUGGGAUAAACUGUCAUGUGAAACUGAUGAACCGUAUAUUGCGCACUAUGACGUCAUAUAUUGCAAGCAAAAUGGCGAGAAUAAGAAAUCUAUGACCGUUUCGGCAUCCGGGGAAGCCAGGGUUGAACUAAUUGACCUAGAAAGUGAUCAAACAUAUCUUGUUACCGUGAGAGGUGUGACAAAAGAAGGCCAUUUCGGACCAGAGAGUCAAAUACAGCGAGGAGUUCCAGUCAAUAAAAGUUUAACCCCUUCUGAGAUAAUUGGUAUAGCUAUGGGGGUGUUAGUGUGCGUACUAUUUGCCGGCGUAGGAAUUUUCUGCGUUAUUGGGAGGUGUAAAACGAAAGCAAAAUUUGUGUUGAAAAGGGCAGCAGAAAUAACCAUUCCAGACAUACCUGAUGAAAACCUCAAUAUUAGGAGAGAAAACAGAAAUGGCGGUGCAUGUGCUAAGGGUAAUGUAUCAGAAGACCGAACGAAUAUGGAAAGAACAGAAAAUAAUAUUGGACUCCUUAUUAAUCAUCACCAUGAAAAUGAUCUGCCGCCAACAGAAACAACUGCACUUAAAUCGGCGCUUUCACCACUAACAUCUGAUAUGUCAAUUACUGAAAUGAUCCAUGACCAAACGCUCGAAUUAGAAAAUGAGCCAAGAGUACAUAUUGGAGAUUCCGUAGCUUUUUCUAAACCUCUUGAAGUUAUUGUUCGAAAUCCAAAUAGAGAAUUAUCUACAGAAAAUGGUUCCACAAAAGAUAGAAAAGAUAGAAGUUCUGAUUAUGUCAAAUGUAAUCAAGCAUCCCCCGAUUCAGACUCUGACAAAAUAAAAAAUAAAGCUGUCGAUAGAUGUGCAAUAGAUGAAAGCAAAUGCGAAAUAAGUGCACAUGAUUUUCCAAGAGAUGACUGUGGACUUCAGAAUGUAAAAAACGAUUCGUAUAUACAAUUAAAUGAUGCUAAAUUACCUAUUAAUUUUCAGAGUUCAUGGGAAAUAGAAAGUAGUGAAGGGUCUUCAUUCAUAGGAGAAGAUUUUAAUCAUCAAAUGAACUAUGGGAAAUGUAGUAGAGCCGAGAUGAAGGUCCCAUGUCCUAUUGAGGCUCAAAUACACGAAGAGGUUGCACUUGAAACAAAUGGAUAUGUGAUUCGUCCAACUGAAGCUCCGGUUUCAAUAAAGGAAACACUAGAAACUAAUGGAUAUGUGCUCCAUCCAAUCGAGGCUGCAGCUUCAAAAGAGGCUGCACAUGAAACAAAUGGGUACGUGCUUCACCCAGUCGAGGUUCCGGUUUCAAAAGAGGAUGCACUUGAAACGAAGCCAAUCAAGGCUCCAGAUUUAAAAGAGGUUGCACAUUUUACAAAUGGGUACGUGUUACAUCCAAUAGAGACUCCAGUUUCAAUAGAGCUUGCACAUGAACCAAAUGAUUACAUGUUUCAUAUAAUCGAUACUCCAAUUUUAAAAGAGGUUGCACGUGUUCCAAAUGGAUCCGUGUUUAGUCCAAUCGAGGCUCCAGUUUCAAAAGAGGUUACACAGGAACCAAGUGGGUACGUGUUACACCCAACCGAUACUCCGGUUUCAAAAGAGGUUGCACAUGAAACAAAUGGGUACGUGUUACAUCCAAUCGUGGCUCCAGUUUCAAAAGAGGUUGCACAUGAAACAAAUGGGUACGUGUUUCGUCCAAUCGAGGCUCCAGUUUCAAAAGGGGUUGCACAGGAACCGAGUGGGUAUAUGACACACUCAACCGAUACUCCAGUUUCAAAAGAGGUUGCACAUGAAACAAAUGGUUACGUGUUACAUCCAGUCGAGGCUCCAGUUUUAAAAGAGGUUGCACAUGAAACAAAUGGGUACGUGUUUCGUUCAAUCAAGGCUCCAGUUUCAAAAGGGGUUGAACAGGAACCAAGUGGGUACGUUUUACACCCAACCGGUACUCCAGUUUCAAAAGAGGUUGCACAUGAAACAAAUGGGUACCUGUUUCGUCCAAUCAAGGCUCCAGUUUCAAAAGAGGUUGUACAUGAAGCAAAUGAUUACAUGUUUCAUAAGAUCGAUACUCCAGUUUCAAAAGAGGUUAAACGGGAAACAAAUGGGUCCGUUUUACAUCCUAUUGAUUGUUCAGUUUUAAAUGGGGUUGCAAGUGAAACAUACGAGUGUGUGCCUCACUCAAACACUUUCACUGAUUUCACGUUAUCUAGCGAAGAUGAAAACUAUGUCCCGCAUGACGUGAUUGGACAGGUCAAUGAUAAUAAAGGAACGUCGACUACUGGUAGCAAAACAUCAGUGUCUUGUGUAAAUGAUGCGAACAUCAAUUUAGGCGAUGUUUUUUCAACAGAAAUAAUGGGAACGGCCAGAAAUUGUGAACAGGUGGGAUACAACGUUCAGUUGGAGGUUUGUCAUUUAGGUAAAGACAAGGAGUGUUGUUCAAAUCAGGAGACGGCGUCGAAUGAUUCAGACGGUUAUGUGCAUCAUUCUGUGGCAUGUUCUCGGAAAUUUUGCAAGUAGAAAUACAUGUAUGGAGAUGGUCAAUGAUAAAGGAAGCUUAUCUUGACUUCAUUACCUUAAUAACUGCACCAUUAAUCAAUCAACCAACCAUUCAUACACAAAACCAACAAUUCAUUCAACCACUAAAUUAGGCAACCCGCGAACGAACGUUCGAAUGAACCAACCAACCAACAGUAAAUUAAUCAAUACGUCAAUCAAUUGAUUAAUUAACCAUUCAAUCACUCAACUAACAAACCAAUAAGUCAUUCAAUCAAUCAAUCAAUCAAUCAGUCAGUCAAUCAAUCAAUCAAUUAGCCAUUCAACUAAUUACUCACCAAUAAUAACUAACCAAUCAAUCAAUAGUCUGUCAGUCAGUUUGUCAAUCAAUCAAUCAAUCAAUAAUUUUGUUUUCAUUAUUGCUUUAAAAAUGUGUCCAUCGGAUCUAUUGAACAGGAAAUUUUUAGAGGCACAUUUUGUCAACUUGAGGCUGUGAAUAUAUCCAUUCUCCGACGUUUAUUCAUAUUCUAUUCAAGAGGAGAAGUUGUUAGUUAUAGAACUUGUGAUAAUACGUAAUUUAUACUUUUUAGAUUAUAUCGGAAAACUUCGGAGUUUAUUGUAUGCUUGUAUAUGACUGAAAAAUAUUAUAAACUGACAAAUGUGAUGAUACAUUUUAAUCUUUACAUUUGAUCAAAAACGAUUUGCAUAGCUAGUAAAUUCUUAAACACUCAAUAUUUGUUAUCAU
Molecule: messenger RNA, 5577 nt
Organism: Ruditapes philippinarum (Manila clam)
Lineage: Eukaryota; Metazoa; Mollusca; Bivalvia; Venerida; Veneridae
Exons: 16
Coding region: 687-4856 (1389 amino acids)
Molecular function (GO): protein binding
Source: RefSeq, a predicted model, not a curated record